This is a messenger RNA of Exophiala oligosperma, 5483 nucleotides long. RefSeq lists its product as uncharacterized. The record is from RefSeq and is a predicted model, not a curated record. The transcript is spliced from 4 exons. Bases 521 to 4882 code for a protein of 1453 amino acids. Lineage: Eukaryota; Fungi; Ascomycota; Eurotiomycetes; Chaetothyriales; Herpotrichiellaceae. Gene Ontology annotation, cellular component: eukaryotic translation initiation factor 4F complex. Gene Ontology annotation, molecular function: protein binding; translation initiation factor activity; mRNA binding.
UAUGACUUUUUUUGCUCCUUCCUCCCAUCAGCGGUUUUUCCCUCCACCCAACCCUUUACAACAACACACCCCUUGCGCCUCUUUCCAUCGCGAAGAGGUUCAUCUGGCACCGUCGACAUCUUUGUUGUCGUGCCCCCAUCUCCCUUCAUAGCGGAGUUUAUCUCGUCGAUAUUCGCCACAGUCAGAGCUCCGAUCUCAUUCAUCGGAAUCUGCCUGCGCUGAAUCUCCUCUCACGGGUUUUUUUUGUCCCAAACCAAAAAAAAACAACUGAUCUCAGGAUCAAAUCUCCUCUCCCUCCAACCACCAGCACACAGAGCGGCUUCCGUUCACUCGAGACAGUCGCCGCGUCGUGGUCGCAAGCCGAGAUCCAGAGAAUAAUCCUGUUCCUUUGAUCAAACCGCAGGCUCGGACGACAUUUCCAGCGAAAAAGGCUGCGUUUGUCAUCCACUUCGUUUCAGCCUCUCAAGUCAACCUCGCCGCAUUCACUGCGUUUCCUCCGACGGCAUCAUCAUCGAAUCUGAUGACUAGCACGCCUAGGCAGUCCUCCACCAGUCGAUCGAGACCUGUUUCGUCUGCUCAAACCCCAAACCUUGCGAACGGAUCGAAUUUGGCUUCACAAGGCCGAACCUCGCUUCCAUCCGCCACCAACCCUUCUUCCGCAAAACCAAAUGCAUCGGAGCCCAACAAGAUGUCUGCAGCAGUUGGAGGUGCUCCGCCAGCACACGGUCAUAGCGAAUCUGUAAACGGAAGAAAUCCCACCAUACCCGCGAUUCCCUCGGUCAACGGCAACGUAUCACUGCCUGACCACACACGCAAAACUUCAACGACUGUCACCCCCGCCGGUGCCAGCGCUUUUCCACCCAACGGUACUGUACCGACCGGCCCUCAAACCAAACCCGGUGUCACCUUUGGCUCGUUCGGCAAUCCCUCCAGUUCUCCCGCAAUGGGAACGCCGUCUCUUGCUCAUCAGAACACAUCAAACUUGGGUGUGAGCCAACUGAAUCCAAGAGACAGUGCUGCUUCGAACUCGCCAUCUCCAAUUCCUCAGCCCUCCCACCUCGUUGGAGGUCGUCCCCCCACAUCCAUCACCGGCUCUAGUAACGGUUAUACUUUUGGGGAUAUGCCAGUUGUGCCGCGAGACUCAGGGGAUCAGAUGAUGCCUCGAGCUCACCCACAGUUUGGUCUUCAGCAGGAACACAUGCGACGAGGCUCCUCGCAGUCGGUUCAUAGUGAUGCUGGUAUGCCAUCCGCUCCUAACCGGGGUGGCAACUUCCAAGGAGGCAGAGGAAACAAGAAUUUCAACCCUCCAUACCAGCAGCCGAUGCAAUACUCGCCUCAUCAGUCGUUCCGCCAGCCACCAAAUGGUCGCGCCAUGCAAGGCCAGUACGCUGGUCGAGGCCAACAGAUGCCCUUCCAAGGCUCUCCCGCCAUGGGCACCCGAAGCCCUGCCCUCGUCAAUGCCACCCCUGGGACGCCGAAUAUGAAUCAGAUGCACAUGGUCGGCGGUAUGCAGGGAAUGCCCGGACAACCCAAUGGAUAUUACAUGGGACCCCAAUAUGGCUUUGGGCUUCCAACCCGAGCUGAUCCAAGCAUCGAGAUGCAUUAUCAGCAACAGUUUCAUGGACAAGCAGGUAUGCAGGGACAAUACCCUCCCCAAUACAUGCCACCGCAGUCUCCCCGACCCCCGUUUCAACAAAAUGCAUAUCCGCCAAACAUGCAAGCUGCCUACAGCAAUCAAGGCGGGCCACCUUCGAUGUCCAGGCAGUCAUCACAGAUGUCUGCUCCUGAUCGACCUGGUUCAAGUGUAGGCCAAGCUCCUCACACUCCUGGUCCUUCUGGACCUGCGCAAACCGCACGUACCCCCAGUGUAUCUGGCCAGAAACCCGCCUAUACUAUUCCCCCCAAGAAAAGUGCCGCCAUCCAGAUCAAGAAUACUGCUGGUGAGGUUGUUUCUUUCAAUAAGCCACCUGCGUCUCCUGCGAGCGCCACAGCAAUGUCCGCUGCUGCUUCACAGACAGCGCCCACGCCUCCUCCUCGGACGGCGAGUGCUGCCGACAACACCCAUAAUCGCACCGAUAGUGCGAGUGUGAAGACGGCUGAGGAAGCCAGGAAGUCAAUGCAGGAGGCCAUCGCGAAGAAAAUUGCAGAGGAUGAGGCAAAGAACAAGCUUGAGGCUAAGGAGUCUGCGCCGUCUGCGCAGACGGGCAAAGACACCUCCGAUGUUCCUGAGCAGGAAGCGUCCCCAGCCGAGACCAAGGCAAAAGAUUCCGAUAAGGGCGCUACGAACGAUACAGUUGAAAAGCCGACAGAGACGGCCGAAGCUGAGAAGGCAGACGAGAAGCAUAAAGAUGAACCUGCAGUGCCUGCCAAACCAGACGAGGACGAGAUCGACUUUGAUGCAAUUGAAGCCGAGAUGGCAGCAUUAGAAGCGGAAGAAGCUCGCCGUGAAGAGGAGUACAAAAAGAAGAAGGCAGCCGAAGUAGAAGCAAAGCGAAAGAAGGAAGAAGAAGAUGCUGCGGCUUAUGAGGCCAACAUGAAAGAAAUGGAGCGCAAGGCCGAAGAGGAAGAGCUCGCCCGAGAGAAAGAGAAGUCGUCCGGAACAGCCACCGACGAUGCGAGCAAGAAGAUGUUUGCAGAACUCAAGGCCAACCCCUUCGGCACUCCAGCUUCUACUGAAAGCCCUGCUGCGCAUACUCCUGCUGAAAGCGGCACAGCUACCCCGGUUUCGGAUGUUUCCAUGCCUCCUCCUACUGCAAAGGCUCCAGCGAAGCGUGGCAAGGCCGCAGAGCUCACUCUCGACACGAAGAAGCCUGUCGAGCCACCUGAGCCAAGUGCGACAUUGAAAGCUCUUCAAUCAGCCCAGAAGCUUGCGGAUCUGUCAAAAGUCCAAUAUCCCUCUGAGAUUGCGUCGCCAAACCCCGCCCUCAACGCAAGUGCUCCUGCUGACCGAAAGUUCAAAUACGACAAGGAAUUCCUAUUGCAAUUCCAGUCUAUCUUCAAAGAGAAGCCAACUUUGGACUGGGACACUCGUAUCAGGGAUGCACUGGGUGACGGCGACACUUCCUCCCGACCAGGUGCGUCUGCAAGAACUCCUUCGGGCAUGGGUGGUCGCAACCCCUCGUCCCGUGGGCCGGCCGCGAUGAGCAACUUUGGUGGUCCCAUGGGCAGCUUCGGAGGUGCUCGUCCAAGUCUGCCCCCCGGUACGACUUCUGAGCAGCGAUUUGCGGCUUCCAAUGCGGCUCUUAGAAGUGGAGCAAUGGCCAGCAAUCCGUUCGCUCAGUUUGGUCGACCUGGCCAGAUGGCCCCUGCCAUGGGUCGCACUCCCUCCAGCGGUCCGCUUGGCCCCAUUCCGGGUUCUCCUCGCGUUGGUGGAGCCAGUCGAGGUGGCUCUCGUGCCGAGAGCAAGCGUGGUAAGCAAAAUGCUAAGCAUGCCCAGGAAGAAAACAAGUCAAUGCCUUUGACCGCAGGCAUGAGCAUCACUGCUCUGGAAACAUCUUCAACCGGAUGGAAACCGCGCAGUAUCGGUCAAGGUGCUGCAGGCGCCGGCCCAGCUCCUGGUGGCGAUGGCUUGAUGGAGCCCGAUGUGGUGCAGCGCAAGGUCAAGGCAGCACUCAACAAGAUGACUCCCGAGAAAUUCGACAGGAUUGCCGAUCAAAUCUUGGAUAUUGCUGCACAAUCUAAGCAUGAGACGGAUGGUCGUACCCUACGUCAAGUCAUCCAGCUCACUUUCGAAAAAGCAACCGAUGAAGCUCACUGGGCGCCAAUGUACGCUGCUUUCUGUCGUAGAAUGUUGGAAAGCAUGAGUCCAGACAUUAGAGAUGAGGGCAUCAAGGAUAAGCUUGGCAAUGUGGUUACAGGCGGCAAUCUUUUCCGAAAAUAUCUUCUCAAUCGGUGUCAAGAGGAAUUCGAACGAGGAUGGAAGAUCAACUUACCUAGCGCAAAAGAGGGCGAGAACCAGGAAGCCGUCAUGCUGUCCGAUGAAUACUACAUCGCCGCAGCUGCCAAGAGACGGGGUCUUGGUCUAGUCAAGUUCAUUGGUGAAUUGUUCAAGCUCCAGAUGUUGACCGAGCGCAUUAUGCACGAAUGCGUGAAGAAACUGGUCGACUACGAAGGCACCCCUGAGGAGGCUGAGAUUGAAAGUCUGACGAGUCUGCUGCGAACGGUCGGAAAGCAGCUCGAUGAUCCAGAAAGCAAGGGCAAGGGUCGAAUGGAUGUCUACUUCGACCGCAUCAACCACAUGAUUGCCAUACCAGAUCUACCCAGUCGUCUUCGGUUCAUGCUCAUGGAUGUGGUCGAUCUCCGAUCCAAGGGUUGGGUGUCGAAAGAGGACGACAAAGGUCCUAAGACCAUUACCGAGAUCCACGAAGAGGCUGAACGAAAGGCCCGAGAAGCUGAACUUCAGAGACUUGCUCAGCAAGGUGGACGUGGUGGUGGAGGUAGACUUGCCAUGGGUCGUGGCGAUGUCCGAAGCUUCAGUGGCUACGGAGGACAGAUGCCACCUCCCGACACGUCGAAUCGCGUUGGCACCGACGACCUCCGGAGACUUGGUAACCGCAAUGCCCGCAAUCCCAGCAACACUGGUGCUGGCACACUUGGACCGCCCAGCCUGCUGGGCGGACGUACCAACAGCGGCCGACGCGGUCUUGGACCUGGAGGCUUGUUGGCCCGUGGAGACGAUAGUGCUAACAGUAGCCGUACUGGCACACCUCCGGCCGGUAAAGAGAAGAAGGAUGAGUCGAGCACAAAUGCUUUCAGUGCGCUUGCAGGUCUUGAGAACGAGGCACCAGGCUCACCGCCGUCAAACCCUGCCUCUCCCCCCACACAAAAAGCACAGCCGAAUGUCGAUGGAGAACGACCAAGAUCACCGGGCAAACCGGAGUAAAUCCUUUAGGAUGAUCCAUGUGUAUAACAGAAUACCAUUCGAACACUAAUACUUGACUGACGGCCGCUUGUGGGGAGGUUGAGCAGAUGUGCAUUGAUACCCGGCGUGAGCCACCAUGUUUUAGCAUUUACAGCACAGCGGAUUGGUUGGGCUCUUGAACAAAAUUUCCUUACCAUUGAGAAUACUUCAAUGAGAGACCAUCGACUGCACUCGAAAGCGAUAGAGAGAAUGUGUUUUAGUCAGCAAAUACAUUGCGCCUUCAUCUACUGGCUGGGUGGAGUUACUUUUUUUUCGGCGUUGUGUCUUAGUAGUACACAAAAGUGAAGGGAGCGGAUUCGAUGGGAGAAAGAACCUGAUUAUGGCUCGCCAUGUUUUCCAUGAUUAUUUAGGUCUUUUGAAGUCCCAUUCCAAGGCUUGUCGGGGUUAAUUCAGAGCGCGAGAGAAGAGAGAGAGGGAGACGACCACCGGAGAGGAGCGCGAUAGAGAGGUUGGGUGGUGUGAGAGCCACAGCCACGCUACAGGGUCGAGCAAGCAAUCUUGGUGAGGGCGACGAUUCUUUAGUACUGUACAUUGUCAGAAUUUCAAAGACUUUCUUCUUUAA